GUCCAAAAAGAAGCGAAAAAUCGACCCGAACGAAACGCAUCUGGCGAGUGUGUGUGCUUCUGGAAGUGCUGAAGAGUGAAAUCAUUCCUUCUUUCCUCUGACGACGACGAUUGCUGCCCGAUUCUUCCGGUUUUUGUCCCCCUACAGUGCAUUGUUUCCCGGAUCGGAGCGUACUUUUGCUGCUGCCGCAUUUCUGCCACCAGUAGUUUAAAAAUGCAGUGUAACAUUCGGCAUUUGGUGAACCUGGCCGCCAAGGGCAAUUCCGCCGCUGGUUUGCGCAAUCAUGGGGCCAUUCUCGGAGCGCUUUACGGACGGUUCUAUUCGACGACACACGACGCCGACCUGGUGGUGAUCGGUUCCGGCCCCGGAGGAUAUGUGGCCUCCAUCAAGGCUGCCCAGCUCGGAAUGAAGACCGUCUGCAUCGAGAAGAACGACACCCUCGGUGGAACCUGUCUAAACGUGGGCUGCAUCCCGUCGAAGGCCCUGCUGAACAACUCGCACUACUACCACAUGGCCCACUCGGGUGACCUUGCCUCGCGUGGUAUCCUGGUCGACAAUGUCCGCCUGGAUCUGGACGUUCUGAUGGACCAGAAAACGAAGGCCGUCAAAUCGCUGACCGGUGGUAUCGCCCAGCUGUUCAAGAAGAACAAGGUCACGCACCUGAAUGGGUUUGGUACCAUUACCGGACCGAACACCGUCGUGGCCAAGAUGGCCGAUGGCAGCGAGGAGGUUGUCAACGCCAAGAACAUCAUGAUUGCCACCGGUUCGGAAGUCACUCCAUUCCCGGGCAUUGAAAUCGAUGAGGAAACCAUUGUUUCGUCGACUGGCGCCCUGAAGAUGAAGCAAGUUCCCAAACGUAUGGGACUGAUCGGAGCUGGUGUCAUUGGCUUGGAGUUGGGUUCCGUUUGGGGUCGUCUGGGAGCCGAAGUUACCGCCAUUGAAUUCUUGUCCUCGAUCGGGGGUGCCGGAAUCGAUCAGGAAGUUUCCAAGUCCUUCCAGAAGAUCCUUACAAAGCAAGGCUUCAAGUUCUUGCUGGGAACGAAGGUUGUCGCUGCCUCAAAAUCUGGCAGCGGCGUGACCGUUAGCGUUGAAAAUGUCAAGGAUGGAAGCAAGCAGGAGCUGGAAUUCGAUGUUUUGUUAGUGUCCGUUGGCCGUCGUCCAUACACUGAGGGUCUUGGUCUGGAGAACGUUGGCAUUGUCAAGGAUGACCGAGGCCGUGUUCCAGUGAAUAGCGUCUUCCAGACCAUUGUACCGAGCAUCUAUGCUAUCGGAGACUGUAUCCAUGGUCCUAUGCUGGCCCAUAAGGCUGAAGAUGAGGGCAUUGUGUGCGUGGAAGGUAUGCAGGGAGGCCAUGUCCAUAUCGAUUACAACUGUGUGCCAAGUGUGGUGUACACGCAUCCGGAAGUGGCAUGGGUUGGCAAGAACGAGGAGGAACUUAAGAACGAGGGAGUUGCCUACAACGUCGGUAAAUUCCCCUUCAUGGCCAACUCUCGUGCCAAGACCAAUAACGACACCGAUGGCUUCGUCAAGGUGCUGGCAGAUAAGCAGACGGAUCGUGUGCUUGGCGUGCACAUUAUUGGACCGGCCGCUGGCGAGCUGAUCAACGAGGCUGUCCUGGCCAUGGAAUACGGAGCGUCUGCUGAGGAUGUUGCCCGUGUCUGUCACGCCCAUCCCACAUGCGCGGAAGCGCUACGAGAGGCCCAUACGGCAGCCAGCUUCGGCAAGCCAAUCAACUUCUAAUAAGCUAAGUUUGUACCAUAAUUAAACGUAAAACGAUAAACUAUGCAUAGUAGGAGAGCUACCAGAGAAGCGCGUGAGGGAUUUUUUCGGCGGCAAUCCCUCUCUACGAGAUAUUAAGGUACAUACCAAUUGGACGAAUAUCAUUACAACUAGCAAAAGUGUUAUCUCUUCGUCAUAGUGCUGCACCGUAACAAAAGGUAAGUCUAAAUCAACUCCCCGAUACACCUAGAUACUGCUAGACACUACGAUACAUCUCGAUCAUAUUGGACCAUCGGUCCGUUUUUGUUAGCGAACAAGUACCAGCAAUUGAUUACAUGUACUUUUUUGUAAGCAAAAUCAAAAAAAACUUAUGAAAUAUAUUAAAUUAUUGUUUUAGAAACAAUUCAAAAAAA
Aedes aegypti (yellow fever mosquito) is the source of this 2132-nucleotide messenger RNA. RefSeq names its product dihydrolipoyl dehydrogenase, mitochondrial. Gene Ontology annotation, cellular component: oxoglutarate dehydrogenase complex; mitochondrion. Gene Ontology annotation, molecular function: flavin adenine dinucleotide binding; dihydrolipoyl dehydrogenase (NADH) activity. The transcript has 4 exons. Lineage: Eukaryota; Metazoa; Arthropoda; Insecta; Diptera; Culicidae. The record is from RefSeq and is a predicted model, not a curated record. Bases 214 to 1740 code for a protein of 508 amino acids.